This is a messenger RNA of Pistacia vera, 624 nucleotides long. RefSeq names its product protein TERMINAL FLOWER 1-like. Gene Ontology annotation, cellular component: cytoplasm; nucleus. The coding region runs from base 62 to 580 and encodes 172 amino acids. The transcript has 4 exons. The record is from RefSeq and is a predicted model, not a curated record. Lineage: Eukaryota; Viridiplantae; Streptophyta; Magnoliopsida; Sapindales; Anacardiaceae. Gene Ontology annotation, biological process: negative regulation of flower development; vegetative to reproductive phase transition of meristem.
ACUGAUUUUUAUCCAUUUUCUUUCCCUCUCUCAUUCGCAUUCUUAUUCUCCUACUGAUUCAAUGGCAAGAACCGUAGAGCCUCUUGUUGUUGGGAGAGUGAUAGGAGAUGUUCUUGAUUCUUUCUCUCCAACAAUCAAAAUGUUUGUAAGUUACAAUAACAAGCAAGUGAGCAAUGGACAUGAGCUCUUUCCUUCCACAGUUUCCUUCAGACCUAGGGUUGAGAUUCAAGGAGGUGAUAUGAGAACUUUCUUUACACUGGUGAUGACAGACCCAGAUGUUCCUGGACCUAGUGACCCUUACUUAAGGGAGCACCUGCACUGGAUUGUGACAAACAUACCAGGAACAACAGAUGUUACAUUUGGGAGGGAACUGGUGAGCCACGAGACGCCAAGGCCAAAUAUAGGCAUCCACAGAUUUGUUUUUGUUCUAUUCAGGCAGAAAAGUAGACAAAUAUUUAACCCACCUUCUUCAAGGGAAAACUUCAGCACUCGAGUUUUCGCUGCCGAAAACGAUCUUGGUCCACCUGUUGCAGCUGUUUACUUCAAUGCACAAAGAGAAACUGCAGCUAGAAGACGCUAACCAGAGCCCCAACCACACCCGCCACCCCCCGCGCGCACACCCAC